Molecule: messenger RNA, 2101 nt
Organism: Oryzias melastigma (Indian medaka)
Lineage: Eukaryota; Metazoa; Chordata; Actinopteri; Beloniformes; Adrianichthyidae
Gene: adipor2
Product: adiponectin receptor 2
Exons: 9
Coding region: 404-1528 (374 amino acids)
Biological process (GO): adiponectin-activated signaling pathway
Cellular component (GO): plasma membrane
Molecular function (GO): signaling receptor activity
Source: RefSeq, a predicted model, not a curated record
GCUCCUCCUUCCGUCGUGGGUCGAGUCGGUCCAGCAUAGAAACGGUCAGUAACCGUUCGGAGUGGAGAGAGGGACGCAGCGGUGUUCAAAACUCACAGACAACUGUCUCACACUGCCCAGAAUACUUACUCCUCAUCACCCACCGAGACCAGUCCCUCACCCUCCUAAAGAGUCAACUGUUCGUCCAGCCGACAACAACCUUAAAUCCAGGUUUGGUCUCUGCGGCUUCGCCCCCAAAUCGCCCACUAAAAGCUGACCCGCUUUUGGUUUUUUGUGUGGGGCAGUCCGGCAAUCCAAGCUGGACGGAGGAGAGGCAAGCGGGGCCGAAGGCCCAACGUUCGUGCUGCGACACCGAACGUCGAAUCUCGUUGAGACCUCCACAAACUGCACAUCUAGUCAUCCCAUGAGUCCACGGGACAAGGAGGAGACACCCACCUCAGGCUCUUCAACCAGUCACCUCAGCACUGCAGAGUGCCCGGCUCACAAUGGGGCUGUUCCACAGGAGGAGAAAAGGAUGAAUGAAGAGAGUGGCAGAGAAACAGAAGGAGAGGAGCAGGAAGAAGAGGAGGAGAGAGGCAGCGAUGAAGGGUUCAUGGGAAUGACUCCUCUCCUGCAAGCUCACCACGCCAUGGAGAAGAUGGAGGAGUUUGUACACAAGGUGUGGGAAGGGCGGUGGCGCGUCAUUCCUCACGACGUGCUCCCAGACUGGCUUAAGGACAACGACUUCCUGCUUCACGGCCACAGGCCGCCAAUGCCUUCAUUUCGCGCUUGUUUCAAGAGCAUCUUCAGAAUCCACACGGAGACGGGGAACAUCUGGACACACCUGCUAGGUUGUUUGUUUUUCUUCUGUCUGGGCCUCAUGUACAUGUUUCGGCCCAACAUGUCUUUCGUGGCUCCAGUCCAGGAGAAGGUAGUAAUCGGGGUGUUCUUCCUCGGAGCCAUCCUCUGCCUUUCCUUCUCCUGGCUUUUCCACACAGUCUACUGCCACUCCGAGGGCGUGUCCAAAGUCUUCUCCAAGUUGGACUACAGUGGAAUUGCCUUCUUAAUCAUGGGAUCUUUUGUCCCUUGGUUGUACUACUCGUUCUACUGCACCCCUCAGUCCUGCUACAUCUACCUGAUGGUAGUUUGCGUACUAGGAAUGGCAGCCAUCUUUGUCUCCCAGUGUGACUUCUUCGCCACUCCACAGUACCGAGGAGUCCGAGCAGGUGUGUUUGUGGGUCUGGGACUGAGCGGUGUGGUUCCUACUCUGCACUUUGUCAUCAGCGAAGGUCUGAUCAAAGCAACAACUAUUGGUCAGAUGGGCUGGCUGUUUCUCAUGGCGACGCUUUACAUCACCGGCGCCUGUCUGUACGCAGCCCGCAUCCCUGAGAGAUUCUUCCCCGGAAAAUGUGACAUCUGGUUCCACUCCCAUCAAUUGUUCCACAUCUUGGUGGUCGCCGGAGCUUUUGUUCACUUUCACGGCGUUUCCAACCUUCAGGAGUUUCGCUACACCGCCGGAGGAGGCUGCACCGACGACGGCGCUCUUUAACAGCGACCCUCCUCGUUAACUGAAACGACUUUCACAGGGAAGCACUGGCUCAAAUAGUACAAACCGAAUCACACAGACGGACAGAAAUGCGCACGUGAUCCUUUUUCUACCAAAGACCACUGGGUUGUUCUGCAGUGCAAAACGAGGAGGAUGAGUCCCUCUAGUAAAACAGGCUGACAGGAGGUUUGAUCUCUUUCUUUCUCCUCUGUUUCAGUCUCUUCUUGCUGAGUUACUUUGGCUUUCCACCUGAGACGGUGCGUUUUUUAAAGCAAAUCUUGGGAUUCUUUCCUUCUGUUUGGUUGGAGGUGAGAUUUUUCUCUAGGAUUCAAGAAGGCUUGAAAACCAUUUUGGAGGGAGGUUGUUUUUUUUCUUUUUCUUUUCGCUGAAUGCUGUUUUCCAAGACAUUUUCUGAUGGAAAAAUGGUAAAAGGAUGUUUUUGAUUGUCAUGGAGAGAGUAAAGAGGUUAAUAGUCACUUUUAAAACAAAAAAAGCUUUUUCAUGUACAUAAGAUCAGAUUUCUAAACUUUGGGUUAUAGAUUUGUAUUAAAUAUUAAAGAAAAAUAAUAAAAAAUA